UUUCGUUCCGGCCCAAUGACUCCCAUUCACAAAGCAUCCUAGAAGACAGCGCAGGCGCAGUGAUGUCACGUGUGCGCUUUCUGGGGACGAGACCAACCCUGGGAAGACCUGGCAGAGCUCAGGAGUUCUGGCUGUGAUGGCUAAGUCCAGCCUGGGGCAGGAUGCCGACAGCACCGCUGCGGUGGCGGUGCUAAAGCGGGCAGUGGAGCUGGAUGCGGAGUCCAGGUACCAGCAGGCUCUGGUGUGUUACCAGGAGGGGAUUGACAUGCUCCUGCAGGUUCUGAAAGGCACCAAAGAUUCCAGUAAGAAAAGUGUUCUCAGAACAAGAAUCUCCAACUACAUGGAUAGAGCAGAAAACAUAAAGAAAUACUUAGACCAAGAAAAAGAAGAUGGAAAAUAUCACAAGCAGAUUAAAAUAGAAGAGAAUGCAACUGGUUUCAGUUACGAGUCACUUUUUAAAGAGUACCUUCAUGAGACAGUUAUGGAAGUUUGGAUCGAAGACCCUUAUAUCAGACAAACUCAUCAGCUGUAUAACUUCCUUCGGUUUUGUGAGAUGCUGAUUAAGAAGCCAUGUAAAGUAAGAACUAUUCACCUUCUCACCUCUGUGGAUGGGCUUGGGAAUGUGCAGCAAAGUAGUGGCCUGGAAGAAAUAAAGCAAUCCCUCAGGAGUCAUGGCGUGCUGUUGGAAGUAAACUAUUCUUCAUCUAUACAUGACCGAGAAAUUAGGUUCAACAAUGGAUGGAUGUUUAAAAUUGGAAGAGGACUUGAUUAUUUUAAGAAACCACAGGGUCGUUUUUCCCUUGGAUAUUGUGACUUAGAUCUGAGACCGUGUCAUGAGACAACCGUGGACAUUUUCCAUAACAAGCACACAAAAAAAAUCUGACGUGUAAUAACCUAACCAUACAUUUCCGCUGGGUGGUUUCAGCCCAUUUUCUGUUGCUAUAGCUGAAUACCAUACACUGGACAAUGUAUAAAGAAUAGAGGUUUAGGCUUUGGCAUCUGGGGAGGAUCUUCUUUCUGCAUCCCACAUAGCAGAAUGCAACAAGAUGGAACAGGCUUGUAAGGCAGAGCCAGCCACCUCAGAGGUCUCCUCCCCUCUUAACACUGCUCUACUAGGGACCAAGAUUCAACUCCUGAAUGAACCUUUGGGGACACAUUCAAACCAAAGCAAGCAAAUACUGGGCUUGUUUUCCCCCCCCCUUUUUUUUUUAA
Onychomys torridus (southern grasshopper mouse) is the source of this 1212-nucleotide messenger RNA. It is a transcript of the gene Mitd1, whose product is annotated as microtubule interacting and trafficking domain containing 1. Lineage: Eukaryota; Metazoa; Chordata; Mammalia; Rodentia; Cricetidae. Bases 137 to 883 code for a protein of 248 amino acids. The transcript is spliced from 7 exons. The record is from RefSeq and is a predicted model, not a curated record. Gene Ontology annotation, cellular component: midbody. Gene Ontology annotation, biological process: midbody abscission.